GCCGCGGCUGCGCGCUGCUGCCGAGGGAGGGCUGCGCAAAAUGGCGGCCGGGCCGCCCCCGAGCGCGGCUAAAGGGUAUGGCCCCAACCAGUUCGUCUCGCUGCCGGCUGAGCUCGAUCCCGCUGAUUACGAUGCCUCGCCAGAGAAGCGGCGUGCUGAGGCUGAGCGCUUGGCUAUCCGCGCCCAGCUGAAGCGUCAGUACCAGCUGCAGCUCAACAGCCCGAACCCACCGACCGUCAUUGAAGAUCCUGCCCUGCUCCGCUGGGUCCAUGCGAAGACGCUGAAUGUCUACCCUACCUUCCGCCCGACACGCCAGACGUCCUUUAGGGGAGCUUUGUUUGCCAUAGGUCCGAUCCUCUUCUGGAUGGCUGCCUUUAAAAUUGAGAGGGAUCGUAAAGAGAAGCUUAUCCGAGAAGGUAAAUACGAGCGACCAUUCAGUGUUUUUUAAGUUGCUGGAGUCGCAGUGCUGCUCUUGGGUUAUGAAUAAAGAUGUACUGUAUGCUGACACUUGUCCUUCAUAAGAAUAAAUCUUAAUUGCUCAUUG
Molecule: messenger RNA, 544 nt
Organism: Anas platyrhynchos (mallard)
Lineage: Eukaryota; Metazoa; Chordata; Aves; Anseriformes; Anatidae
Gene: NDUFB4
Product: NADH:ubiquinone oxidoreductase subunit B4
Cellular component (GO): respiratory chain complex I; mitochondrion
Source: RefSeq, a predicted model, not a curated record